This is a messenger RNA of Rhipicephalus sanguineus (brown dog tick), 731 nucleotides long. Its product is annotated as peptidyl-prolyl cis-trans isomerase NIMA-interacting 1. The record is from RefSeq and is a predicted model, not a curated record. NCBI's taxonomy places the organism in Eukaryota, Metazoa, Arthropoda, Arachnida, Ixodida, Ixodidae. Gene Ontology annotation, molecular function: peptidyl-prolyl cis-trans isomerase activity. The coding region runs from base 202 to 549 and encodes 115 amino acids. The transcript has 2 exons. Gene Ontology annotation, cellular component: cytosol; nucleus.
GAUCGAUGAAACUUGCGACAAACAGACCAAGCAACAAGCAACCAUGUGCAUGCGGCUUGUUUGAAAGAAGAAAAUAAAACGAUUCAAGCCCGACGACCAAACCAUCAAACCAGCGGCGGCUUGUGGAAUACUCGCACAGCUGCCUCGAGAAAAAAGCCAGUGAGAGCGGCCAGAGGAGCCCACUAGAGCCAAUUUCCAACCAUGGCAGCACGGACAAAGGUGCGAUGCUCGCACCUCCUCGUAAAGCACCGUGACUCGCGCCGACCUUCCUCGUGGCGCGAGCAGAACAUCACCCGGACAAAAGAGGAGGCGCUCGACCUGAUCAAGAAGUACCGGGAGCAGAUUGUGUCCGGCCAGAGCACCUUUGAGGAGCUGGCCAGCAAGUACAGCGACUGCAGCUCGGCCCAAAGGAAGGGUGACCUGGGCUAUUUUGCUCGCGGCGCCAUGCAGAAGCCCUUCGAGGACACCGCCUUUUCCCUCGAGGUUGGGGAACUCUCUGAUCCAGUCUUCACCGAUUCGGGUGUCCACCUCAUUCUGUGCACUGCCUAGGUCUCGCUCACCUGGUGCAUGGCUGGCAGGGAUGCUGAUCGCCCCAGUGGCACCUGAAGCAUACCAGACAGGUCACAGUACUCUACACAAGACAGUGUCAGACACACACGCUUAACAUGAAUUCUAUAAAACAGGCUGGCACCUUGUGUGACACUUAAUAAAGCUAUGAUGUGACAAAGAAA